UUAUUGCUCACGCAGGGGCCCCGCCGAGGAACGAGGCAGGGGAAGCGGGAGCAAUGUGUGUUCGCGAUGAAUGGGCUGGAGUUGCCGUACAAACAAGUACAAAUCACGGAACGCAACGCAACAAAAAAGCGCUCCGCGCCUUUCGGCGCGCGCAGCGCGUUCAAACUUUGGGAUAAUGCUCUGAAACUCUGCAUGGGAGCACGUUCGGGUAUGAUGAGAUAGCUAGCGAAUUUUCACGAAAAUCCGCCGACCCCAAGUGACAGAUCUACGUUCC
This is a messenger RNA of Schizophyllum commune H4-8, 274 nucleotides long. RefSeq lists its product as uncharacterized. The transcript has a single exon. Lineage: Eukaryota; Fungi; Basidiomycota; Agaricomycetes; Agaricales; Schizophyllaceae. The record is from RefSeq and is a predicted model, not a curated record. The annotation marks the transcript as partial.